AUGGCUCCGGUCUUUGCCUCGGCCGAUAUGGCCGCUCUCGUAGCCGCCUAUAGACCGAUCACGCCAAUUAGAGAUCGACCAUCGCUUGUGCCAGGGAGGCGAACGAGCGAUGAGCAUUUGAUCGAUUCAAGGAAUAUACUGAAGAGGUUCUCGAGCCUUCUACAGAGCAGACCAUCUCGUAUAGCACUGUCGGAACUUCAAUCUCUGCUCAACAUCGACAGUACAGAUUGGCUGUUGGCAUGCUACGAACAACCCUUAUAUUACAGCCAUGAUGGUCGACAGAUCCUGUCGAUACCAGAAGUUGCGGAAAUAUUGGACGAUGCGUUUGGUCAUGCUGGGGUCAAGUCAUUCGAUGCGGCUUCUUUCGCCACCAAACACGAUCUAUCGAGAUCAACCCUACACCUUCUACUGGAGAGCUCGCCCGACUCCAAGAAGCUGCACUGGUGGGAAGAUCCGUCGACGAAGUCCAGCCACGUCUACAGUACGGUCUUGUGGCAAGCUGUGCUGAAAUACCUCGAACUCGUGGCAAAGUCGAGCUACGCUAAGUCAGAGUUUGCAGAAGGACUAGAUCUUUGCUCGCAUUUCCCCAGCGUACCCGGCGGACUCUUGCUAGGCCUUGCGCAAGCCUUUGCUGCGAAGACAUCCGACUCAUCUCCAGCUGGAGAGUGGCAGUUGCUGAAAGGUAGAGCAGUGUUCAUACCCGCUAGCCAUGUGCACGAUCUGGAGAGCAAGAAGGAAGCUGCUCGUCGAGCUCACGUCGAGCAGUGUGUCGAGGGAAUAAGUACACGCGGCUUUUGCAAGGUUGACGAACUUGAUCUCCUAAGCCAGAUCCGACAGCAAUACAUAGCGCGGUAUCCUGAGCAUAACGUCGAGGAUGGCCUGAUUGAGGUUACUCCAGACGGUGAUGUUGGUCCCAGUGUACAUACGUACAUGGCACGGCCGAGUUAUCUUCACGAAGCGAUGCAAUCCCUCCACAUAGCGGCACCACAGGAAUCUGCUCGAAUAUGGCAUGCUCGAGAUGGUUCCGAGAACAACAUAAAGCUCAUAGCCGCAGUUUUCAAAUCUCUCAUUGACGAAACUCAUCGCGAAUUACAGAGAGCUAUGCUACAGUCGCAGCCCUAUCGAUCAGAAGUCGAGAAAACCAUCGUGACAGCACUGGAGAGACAGGGCGCACAAGAUGCAGUGGCUUUCGAGAAGAUCAUCCUCGAACGACUGGUAAAUCCUGUUCAACUAUACACCCUCGGUGUCGCGAACACCAGAGACGACACUCUAGUCCAGCAUCUUAAUGAGUUCCUGUGCGACUACUCUCGUCGGGAUGUCCUACCCACAAUCAUCAGCACAUUGCAAGAAGAUCGACUCAUACUCGAUAAGUCACGGAAAAAGGACUUCGAAAAGAUGGCCGAGGCUAUUUCGCAGGCGAAGAUACUCCCAGAUGUACAAGCAGCCAUCACCAAGCUAGCGAGGAAACAGAAGCUCAUACAACCAUCCGAAAUCGAGCUGGUGUCCGCGAAGCGUACUACAUUAGAGCAGAAAGCACGACAACUGCGCAAUAAGAAGAUUGUUCGAGGAUCUGACGUCCUGCAGAACUGCAUCUGGAUCUCGCUGGCUGAGAAGACUGACGGUUUGUAUAUGAGCUCUGGCAAGGAUACAACACGCAUGAUCAAGCUGUACAGCACAAUCGCCGGCGCAGACGGUGAGGAUGGCGGUAUUGCCGAGAAAUUGUCCGGAUGCCGCGAUGCUUUGAAAGCUGGGAAGGAGGAUCAGCAAAUGCUUGACAUCAUGCGUGACUUGGCUGUGGAGAGGGCAGAGGCAUGGUGUGCUGCGCAUGCGACUGGACCAUCAACGGAAGAACCCACCCGCCAGUCGGAUACAUGA
Molecule: messenger RNA, 1875 nt
Organism: Recurvomyces mirabilis
Lineage: Eukaryota; Fungi; Ascomycota; Dothideomycetes; Mycosphaerellales; Teratosphaeriaceae
Exons: 2
Coding region: 1-1875 (624 amino acids)
Source: RefSeq, a predicted model, not a curated record